AGAGUGAACAGAGACAGAAGAACAGAACCCAUCAACCACAGAACAACAGAACCAUCAGGUCUGAGCUCCUCUCCUCCUCCUCAAGUCUGCUGAUCUGGCUGACGUGUUCCGGUUCAGGAUGACUUCCUGUCUGUUGUCCCUCCUCUUCCUUGCUUUUUUGGUGUCCUUCAUCAAGGCCACUGCUGUACCUGCUGGCUGCAAAAUCCGCAUCACCAACAAAGGACUGGAGAUGUUGAAGUUUGAGACUCAGAAGUUUGUUGAAGAGGAGAUCAGUAACAUCAGUAUGCCAGAGAUGCAGGGCAAAGAAGGGCGAUUCCAAUACACCAUCACCGAUGUGAGGAUUACAGAGUUGAAUCUGACUCAUGCUGACCUACGAUUCGUCCCUGAAGUUGGUUUGUUGUUCGAUGUUCAGAACUCAUCAAUAACGCUGAGUUUUCACCGACGGAUCCUUUACUGGUUCUUUUUUGACACAGGAAACAUUGAUGCAUCGGCUGAUGGAGUGAACAUCAACACCAUUCUGAAUCUGAUCAGAGAUGAUGAGGGGCGACUGAAGAUCAACAACAUCACCUGCGAUGCCAAAAUCAACAGAAUGAGAGCAAAGUUCAGCGGGACGCUCGGGAGAGUUUAUGACUUCUUGGCCAGUUUUCUGACAACAGGCAUGCGCUUCCUCCUUAACCAAAAGAUCUGUCCAGCCCUGGAUCACGCUGCUCUGGUUCACGUGAACUCGAUGUUGGAGACGAUACCUGUGAAGACUGAGGUUGAUAACUAUAUUGGUAUCGAUUAUUCGCUGAUCGAUGAUCCAGUGGUGACGUCCAGGAGCCUCGACAUGAACUUCAGGGGGAUGUUUUUCGACCUGGGUAAUCCGAACGACACUUUGGCGAACCACGCAAUCGACCCGGUGAUCAGCAACUACGACAGGAUGGUUUACUUCGCUCUGUCGGAGUUCUUCUUUGACAGUGGAAUGUUCGCAUACUACAGAGCAGAAAUCUUCCAGAUGCACAUAAUCAACGAGAAGAUGCCUAAAGAUAUGGAAAUGUUGUUGAGAACCACUUACUUUGGGUCCAUCAUGAUGCUGAACCCAGCUCUGGUGGACGCUCCGCUGUCGCUUCAGCUCGCCGUCAACUCACCUCCAAAAACCACCAUUAAGACGUCGGGAGCGACGGUCGUCAUGACAGCCAUUGUCAAGGUGAUGCUUCUGCCUCCAGGUCAGCCUCCGGUCCAGCUCAGCAGCAUGACCAUGGAAACAAAGUUCAACGCCAAAGUGUCUAUGAAAGGGAAACGUCUGGCUGUUCACGCUGACCUCCGCAGGUUUAAAAUCUACUCUAACCAGUCGGCUCUGGAGUCACUGGCACUGAUUCCUCUGCAGUCCCCUCUAAAGACGAUGCUGCAGAUGUCUGUGGUUCCGUUGAUCAACAACUGGACCAAGAGAGGAGUUCAGAUCCCUCUGGCUGAUGGGAUGGAUUUCAUCGAGGAGGUGGUCGAAUAUCACAAUGGUUUCAUCGUGAUCGGAGCGAAUCUUCACUUCAGUAAAGGCCUGAGAGAAAUGAUCACAGGCGGCGAAGCCAUCUAAAAAGCAUGCACACACACACACACACACACACACACACACUAUAUUUAUACCUUCAUGAUGGUUACACUUGUUCAUUUUGCCUCUGCAACUUGUGCUGUAGCCAUGGAAACCACAUACACAGAUAUUGUAGUGGAGUAACCUGGAGAGUAACCCCCCCCCACACACACACAUACACACACACACUAAUCACUAUCUAGUGAAUUCUAUGUUGUGGUCUAUAUAGUGAAAAUAAAAAAAACCCCACUAUCGGACACUACUUGGUGAUUUUUCUCUGCGCCGGUAAUUACCUCAUUGUCACAGACAUUAUGAUGUACCACACCACCGCUGUCUGGUGGACAAUCCCAUAAUAUAGUCUAAAUAUUAUUUUUUUCCCACUUUGUAUUAAUAUUUUUAGGUAAAAAAAGCACGUUGAAUUGCCUUGUUUAAAUGUAGAAAUAAACUUAUUUGCCUAUUUGUGUGUGUUGUGAUGCUCUUUUUUGUAUAAUUUUGACAUGUUGUCCGACAAAACAUAACACCGAUAAACAUUUAUAGACCAUUGAA
Scophthalmus maximus (turbot) is the source of this 2110-nucleotide messenger RNA. Its product is annotated as phospholipid transfer protein. Gene Ontology annotation, biological process: high-density lipoprotein particle remodeling; phospholipid transport; ceramide transport. NCBI's taxonomy places the organism in Eukaryota, Metazoa, Chordata, Actinopteri, Pleuronectiformes, Scophthalmidae. Gene Ontology annotation, molecular function: phosphatidylethanolamine transfer activity; phosphatidylcholine intramembrane carrier activity; phosphatidic acid binding. The transcript has 15 exons. The coding region runs from base 119 to 1570 and encodes 483 amino acids. The record is from RefSeq and is a predicted model, not a curated record.